AUGCCAGAUUUACCACUUCACCCCGUGAUCGUCACAGUGUCAGUGAUGGCCCAACCUAAAGUGGGCUUCAUGGAGGAAGAGGUAAUCAUUCAGUCAGCUGGGAAAUACGUGGAGUUAUCCUGUCGUCUUGACAUCAUGAACCUGCAAUUUUUGUGCGUGUUAUCAGAGGAGAGGUGGAAACGCCACCUGCCCUCUUCUGGGUUUGAGUCGUCUUCCAGGCUGACGUCAAGGAUGUCGAAUGCAUACUCUGUCUAUGAUGAAGACAUCGGCUAUUGCCAGGGACAGUCUUUCCUUGCAGCUGUGCUUCUGCUUCAUAUGCCGGAGGAGCAGGCAUUCUGUGUAUUUGUGAAAAUAAUGUAUGACUAUGGCUUGAGGGACCUCUACAGAAAUAACUUUGAAGAUCUCCAUUGCAAAUUUUUCCAGCUGGAGAAGUUAAUGCAGGAGCAGUUACCAGACCUGUUUAGCCAUUUCUCAGACCUCAAUUUGGAAGCUCAUAUGUAUGCAUCCCAGUGGUUCCUCACUCUUUUCACUGCCAAGUUUCCACUCUGCAUGGUCUUCCACAUCAUUGACUUACUACUCUGUGAGGGUAUGAACAUAAUCUUCCAUGUAGCCUUGGCUCUUUUAAAGACCUCAAAAGAGGACCUUCUACAAGCUGAUUUUGAAGGAGCUUUAAAAUUCUUCAGGGUUCAGUUGCCCAAGAGGUACAGAGCUGAAGAGAACGCCAGAAGACUGAUGGAACAAGCUUGCAACAUUAAGAGAUUAAUGAUUCACAGCAUCUCUGUGAAGCAGGAUUUUGUCGUCUCCCAUUCGGAGGAGGUCAAGCUGAAGCAGACGGUGAAGCUGUACACUCAGUCACAGCUAACUCUGGCUGUACGAAAAGGAAAAGUGUCAAG
Messenger RNA from Tauraco erythrolophus (red-crested turaco), 893 nucleotides. NCBI's taxonomy places the organism in Eukaryota, Metazoa, Chordata, Aves, Musophagiformes, Musophagidae. The record is from RefSeq and is a predicted model, not a curated record.